GUUGCCGUCAUUGAAUCAUCGGUUUCGCCGGCCGGCGACGGCGGCGAGAUGAUUGCCUUGGCCUUGCGCUUCACCCCCAUGGGGUUGACUCUACCGCGCCUUUCCCCAGCCAUCGGAGGCGGAAGUCGCAUAUCUGUCCGCCUUCCUGCUCCCACCACCGACCUCCAGUCUCAUCUCUGCAUCGCACGCGCGGCCACGAAUGGCUCUCCCUUGGCGUUUUCCUUCCUGCGCGAGCUCCAUUUGGACGAGAACGAAGCCGAGGCGCUCCUCCUCGCGCACCCGGAGCUCGAGCUCGCGCCUCUGCCGUCCCUCCGCGACCGCGUCAUCGCACUGCGGAGCCUCGGCAUCUCCGGACUCGAGCUCAGCCGCACCGUACUCCGGCGCCCCGACGUUCUAUCGCAACCCGAGUUCGGCCUGUUCCUCGACUUCGCGCUGCAUGAGUUGAAGGGGAUCAAGCCGGCGAAGCUGGAGCAGAUUUUGACGAGUAUUCCUCUCCAGUUCCUUGAGGGCAUCGUCGGCGGAUCCACCAUGCUACUAGACCACGGCGUGCCGAGUGAUAAGCUAGGGCACGUCCUCACCCACGUUCACGUCAGGAAGGUGUUCUGCGAAAGGCCCCUGAGGGACUUGGAACAGAUGGUUCUCUUCCUGAAGCAUUACGGAUGGCCUGAAUUGGUCCUCCGCCGGCCUAUGCUUCUGAAUCUAGAUCUCCACGGCCAAUUAACUCCCAGAGUUGAGUUCCUCGUCAAACUUGGCGGCGGGGAUGCGGCCGCCGUCCGGGUCUUGCUCGCCAAAUUGCCUGCAUUGUUAUCCUACACUGUAGAGCAUUACAAGUCCCACCUGGCGUUCUGGAGAUCAGUCGGCAUCUCCAAUGAAGAGCUGUUCAAGAUUGCGAUGGUAUAUCCUAAAAUCUUCAGUGUCAGCAAGGAGCGGAAGCUCGAGCCUCGGAUCGAGUUCUUGAAGCAAUGCAAUAUGGAUGCAGUGGAUAUCUUCAAGUUCCUGGUCAAGGCUCCCCUGUUCAUGAGCCUCUCCUUCGAGGAAAACCUCUCCAAGAAGCUGAAUUUCCUUGUUAAGAUUGGUUACGAACAUCGGACUAGGGAGUUGGCGUGGGCAUUCGGAGCCACUACGAGGACGAGCUGCGAGAACAUGCAGAGAGUCAUUGGGCUCUUCCUGAGCUACGGGUUCUCUUGCGAGGACAUAGUAGUGAUGAGCAAGAAGCAUCCUCAGGUGCUGCAGUAUAACCAUGAAUCACUGGAGAAGAAAAUGGAGUUCCUCAUCGAAGAAAUGGAGCGCGACAUCAGAGAAUUACUUGUCUUCCCGGCGUUUCUUGGCUACAAGCUUGACGAACGGAUUAAGAGACGUCAUGCGACAAAAAAGGAGAUGAGUGGGAAACAGAUGCCACUUACACUCUUGAGUUUAUCUACUGAGAGGUUUCAUUGAGCUUCUGUCAGAAAUGGAGCUUGUUCUUCUUCUUGAGUUGGGUAAACAACUUUUCAUGACAAAAAAAAAGGGGGUAAAAUCUUAUGGUUCACAUGCUCUAGUAAAAAUUUACUGUCAUUGUCUUCAUUCCAUAAAAACUCAAACACACUGUCCAUAAUUCUCUCUGAAUUAUGAAAUGACACGAUACAAACUUGUUACAGGUACGAUUAUACUCUGUAUUUUUGCAGCAUAUGUAUGUCACACAAAGAAUUAUUAGUACUGAACAAGAUGGAGUCCACCAUCUGACUGUAUUUGUUCUAUAACUAUGCGUCCCCUGGGAAAGCUUCAAGGUUUGAUCGAGAAAGAUCAUGGAAUGGUCAGGGAGAAGAAAAAAAAAAAAGGAAGGUGCCUAAAAAUUCAA
This is a messenger RNA of Zingiber officinale, 1837 nucleotides long. RefSeq names its product transcription termination factor MTERF8, chloroplastic-like. Bases 49 to 1437 code for a protein of 462 amino acids. NCBI's taxonomy places the organism in Eukaryota, Viridiplantae, Streptophyta, Magnoliopsida, Zingiberales, Zingiberaceae. The transcript has a single exon. Gene Ontology annotation, biological process: regulation of DNA-templated transcription. Gene Ontology annotation, molecular function: double-stranded DNA binding. The record is from RefSeq and is a predicted model, not a curated record.